CCGGAGUGAGUCCAUCAUUUUCAUCUCAUUUCACCUCUCUCCUCCGUCAGCAACGUCCUCCGGACACAAAACCCUAAAGCAAAGCAUUUCAGAGCCGUCAGAUCAGAUUCAAUGGCGCUUCAUCUGGCCAGACGCAAACAAAGGCUACACUCUAAUCCAUCACUGAUUCAUCUCUUCUCAACCUCCUCCUCCGCAUCUCCUCAAGACGGGAACGAAUCUGGCGAACAGUCAUCGGAUUUGAAAAUAUCAUCCUACUUCAGUGGCAUCAAAAGCAGCUUGAAACAGCAACCCCAACAGCAUCAGACUCAGGACGGGAGGAGGCAGUUCGCCGGAUUCGAUCCCAAAACUCCGUCCGGCGGAGAUUUUCAGGAUGUCAGGAGGAAUCUGAACGAGUUCCGACGAAGAUCAGUAGCUCCUCCGGCGAGGGAUUUACAGGAUCUGUACAAGCAGAACGUGGCAUCAAAGCAGCCGCCCGGAGAUUUCAAAGGCUCGACUUUUGAAAACCUAAAGCAAAACUUGAGGCAGAUGAGACCGCAUCAAGAGACCACCAGAUGGUCUAAUCUAUCAAGCCUUCAGAGCAUCAUGAAGACUAAAAACAAUGUCCGUUCAAACGUGUUUGAGGGAUUGCCCAUUUCAGUGUUUGGUGAGGAAUUAGAAGAAAGGAAGAAGAUGGGAGAUGAUGAUGAUGAUUCAGAGGAGAUGAAAUCGGAGUUUAUCAAGAGCUACAACACUAAAGAACUCGGGGAUAUACUCAGACAGUACAGACCUGAGGAGGGUAAGAGAGAACAUGGUUGGUUCUCGUUGCAGGAGCUCAACCAGAGGCUUGUUAAGUUGAGACAAGUGGAAGAGGCAUCAGCCCUGGGUACCAGGAAGGGGACUGCCUUCGAUGAUCUCAGGUCUGAGAUUCAACUUGCCAGAAAAUCACAAGCCUUUCAGAACUUGGAUUUCUUCAGCGUUUUAAAUGGUACCCCAAAGUAUUUGCUCGAGCCUCCGAAAGAUGAGCUAGUUCAAACUUAUUUCCACCCGGAUAACAUGUCAUCUGCGGAGAAGAUGAAAAUCGAGCUUGCAAAGGUCAGGGAAGAGUUCAAGAUGUCUGAAUCCGAUUGUGGUUCUGCACGUGUUCAAGUGGCACAACUGACUACUAAAAUCAAGCAUCUAUCCUCUGUUCUACAUAAAAAGGAUAAGCAUUCGAGAAAGGGACUUAUAGCAAUGGUGCAUAGACGGAAGAAACUGCUCAAGUAUAUGAGAAGAACCGACUGGGACUCUUACUGCCUUUCACUGUCAAAGCUCGGACUUCGUGACAACCCAGAUUACAAGUUUUAAACUUCUUUAUGCAAGGGACAUAAUGAAUCGUGACCCCACAGUAAACACUCUUUUUGUUCUCUUCAUUUUGUCAAAAGAGAUGAUGUGGGUCUCUUGUAUCCAUCAUUUUGGCGAGGAAAGUUGUUUUACUACAGUUAAUGUUGCAGGCUGUUUAGGCAAAGAGUCUGACAUUGUGAGAAGUUUGAUAAUAAAGUACAAUUUUGAUAACA
Messenger RNA from Raphanus sativus (radish), 1532 nucleotides. RefSeq lists its product as uncharacterized. The record is from RefSeq and is a predicted model, not a curated record. Gene Ontology annotation, cellular component: ribosome. Gene Ontology annotation, biological process: translation. Bases 112 to 1323 code for a protein of 403 amino acids. The transcript has 5 exons. Gene Ontology annotation, molecular function: structural constituent of ribosome. NCBI's taxonomy places the organism in Eukaryota, Viridiplantae, Streptophyta, Magnoliopsida, Brassicales, Brassicaceae.